This is a messenger RNA of Apiotrichum porosum, 1860 nucleotides long. RefSeq lists its product as uncharacterized. Bases 1 to 1860 code for a protein of 619 amino acids. The transcript is spliced from 8 exons. The record is from RefSeq and is a predicted model, not a curated record. Gene Ontology annotation, molecular function: FMN binding; oxidoreductase activity; heme binding. Lineage: Eukaryota; Fungi; Basidiomycota; Tremellomycetes; Trichosporonales; Trichosporonaceae.
AUGUCUGCCAAGGUUAUCGUCGUCGGCGGUGGCCUGUCCGGUCUCUCGGCCGCCCACACCGUUCUCGAGCGUGGUGGCAACGUCCUCCUCCUCGACAAGAACUCGUUCAUGGGUGGUAACUCCACCAAGGCUACCUCUGGUAUCAACGGUGCCAACACCCAGGCUCAGCAGGACCUCGGCAUCCCCGACACCUCGGCCAAGUUCUUUGCCGACACCAAGAAGUCGGCUCGUGAGCUCGCCCGUGACGACCUGAUCCACGUCCUCACCUACCGUUCGGGUGACGCCGUCAACUGGCUCGUUGAGCGCUUCGACCUUGACCUCUCCAAGGUCUCGCGUCUUGGUGGCCACUCGGAGAAGCGCACCCACCGUGGUGGUGCCCAGUUCCCCGGUAUGACCAUCACCUACGCUCUCAUGGAGAAGCUCGAGGACAUUGCCGUUGCCAAGCCCGACCGUGCUCAGAUCAAGAAGAAGGCCAACGUCAAGCAGCUCCUCAAGGAGGGCGACAAGGUUGUUGGUGUCGAGUACACCCACAACGGCCAGACCCUCAAGGAGUACGGUGUUGUCAUCCUUGCCACUGGUGGUUACGCCGCCGACUUCACCGAGGACUCGCUCCUCAAGAAGUACCGCCCCGAGUACUUUGACCUGCCCACCACCAACGGUGACCACUGCACCGGUGACGGCCAGAAGAUGGCCAUGAAGAUCGGUGCCAAGGGUAUCGACCUCGAGAAGGUUCAGGUUCACCCCACCGGUCUCGUCGACCCCAAGGACCCCGAGGCCAAGGUCAAGUUCCUUGCCGCCGAGGCGCUCCGUGGUGUCGGUGGUCUCCUCAUUGACAACACUGGUAACCGUUUCGUCGACGAGCUCCAGCACCGUGACUUUGUCACCAACAAGAUGUGGGAGAACAACAAGUUCCCCGUCCGUCUCAUCCUCAACUCGGAGUCAUCCAAGGAGAUUGAGUGGCACUGCAAGCACUACGUUGGCCGUGGCCUCAUGAAGAAGUUCAACUCGGGUGCCGAGCUCGCCAAGGAGAUUGGCGUCGACCCCUCGGUGCUCAAGAAGACCUUUGACGACCACAACCGCUACUCCAAGGCCCCCGGCACCGACCCCUUCGGCAAGAAGUUCUUCUCGGGCGGUGACUUUAGCAUGGACGACUCGUUCAACGUCGCCCUCAUGACCCCCGUCCUCCACUACACCAUGGGUGGUCUCGAGAUUGGCCCCGACUCGGCCGUCCACGGCGAGAACGCCGCCCCCGUUCCCGGCCUCUACGCAUGUGGUGAGGUUGCCGGCGGUGUCCACGGUGCCAACCGUCUCGGUGGCUCGUCGCUCCUUGGCUGUGUCGUCUUCGGCCGUGUCGCCGGUGACUCGGCCUCGUCGUACCUCCUCUCGGAGCUCACCGGCGAGCGCGCUGCCGGCCGUCUCGCCACCAUCGGCGACCACCUCCUCGAGACCAAGAUCCGCGUCGACCCCGCCUCCAAGGCCGUCAACCUGGAGUUCUCGUGGGCCGGUUCGGGCUCGGCCGCCCCCGUCGUCGCUUCGGCCCCCGCCCCCGCCGCUGCCCCCGUCGCUGCUGCUGCUGCUGCCCCCGCCGCUGAGGCCGCCCCCGCCGCUGCUCCCGCCCCCAAGUCGGGCGAGUACACCGUCGAGGAGGUUGCCAAGCACAACAAGGAGAACGACUGCUGGGUCAUCAUCGGCAACGACGUCCUCGACGUCACCUCCUUCCUGAAUGACCACCCCGGAGGUGCCAAGGCCAUCCUUCUCUACGCCGGCCGCGACGCCACCGAGGAGUUUGAGAUGAUCCACCCUUCGGACGUCAUCCAGAAGUACGCACCCGAGUGUGUCAUCGGUACCGUGAAGAAGUAA